AUUAGGCUUCCAAAUCUCACAAAGGUAACGUUUAAACCAGUCCUCAAAAAUGGAAUCUGGUCCAACCGUUAUUGACAUUGGGGACGAGAUCGAGUAUAUUUUAGAUUCGCCUUCUUCAUCUCAACCAGAUGAAGAAGACCAUGUGUGUCCUAAAAUGGAAGAUGAAAAACCUAUGAGACCUUAUUACCGCCAACAGCUGAUGGUGCUUGUGGAAAAAUCUAAACAUACGGGUGACAGUACGUUCUAUGCUAAUAGAGAUACUGAAUUUAAAAAACAAUGGGCACACUUUCGAAAGCAUGUACUUCCUCAGAAAUUGUUGAACUAUUUUUUACCUGGAAUUCCAAAUUUUCCUUCGGGUAAAGGGCCAGUUGUUGUUGUCGACAGUGAGCAAACAGCGGAUAAGCCUGUCCUACAAUUAAGACCAAAACAAUUAUCGAAGGAUGGAUUUGUUACAGGUACUUUUAUUUCUGAAAAAGAGCUUAUUGACAGUGUGAAGAAAGAACGAAGCGAAUUUCAUUCAAUGAAAAAGCCUUAGCCACUUUUAAGGGGGUUAUGUUUUACUUAAUACAUAAAGCCUGAUUGCUUGAAAAUUAUAUCAUCUUGAUACUUUUUUUAAUAUUUACUAAUUUUCAACAAAGAAAAGGUGCCAUAUAGUAUCUGGUACUUAAAGUUAUUCCUUAUCAUUUAACCAAAUAAUCUAGUAAUUUGUAUGAUAA
Messenger RNA from Dimorphilus gyrociliatus, 716 nucleotides. The record is from the annotation of a GenBank genome assembly. NCBI's taxonomy places the organism in Eukaryota, Metazoa, Annelida, Polychaeta, Dinophilidae.